AUGGCGGACGACUUCGGCGACAGACGCUCGCGCCUCGCCGCCUGGGAGGAUUUGAAAUUCGAACAAAGGCAAAACAAAAACAGCCAGAAAAACAAUGAUAAAAAGAUGCGCGGGCGCGUGCCGCUACGACAUGUGCACGCGCCUUACGUGGGACGCGCGAAGGGGGGGGCGGGGGUAGAGGGGGCGGGGUGCGCUAACGGGCCACACGCGCCACGUGCCGCCGUUAUGUGCACCGAUGCCCGCCAGAGGGCGCAGGGGCGACCCCUCGCAUGCGCACCC
Molecule: messenger RNA, 279 nt
Organism: Iphiclides podalirius (scarce swallowtail)
Lineage: Eukaryota; Metazoa; Arthropoda; Insecta; Lepidoptera; Papilionidae
Source: the annotation of a GenBank genome assembly